GGAAGUUGCCUUGAGGUCCCUUGCGAUACCUCUUCGCGAAAACUCAUGCUGAAGACCAUUGUUCACUCGUUGGCAUCACCGUCACUGAAGCUAUCGAAAUGCAAGGGCCAUCUUGCCAUAUCCCUCCGCAGAACGCACACCGCGGUAUACGAUGAACAAGAGCUAUUUUCGAUGACAAAAUACCGAUGGUUGUACAACAACGAGCAACAACUUGCUGCUCGUUACGUGCCGUACAACGUGAGGGGCCUUUUGGAUAUAGCAACGCGGUCUGCAAACGCAAAGCGAUGCACGUCUCUGAGGAAGAUUCACGACGGGACCUUCAACCGCGUUCUGAGCCUGAAGUUCGAUAAUGGAAAGGAGUUCAUAGUCAAGAUUCCUUUUCCGGUCGCGGGGCCAAAGCAUUUUUGCACGGCGAGCGAGGUUGCAACGCUCGACUACCUCCGCACCGAGCUGGGCAUACCGGUGCCAAGGGUCCGAUCCUGGUCCUCUCACGCCGAAAACACGCCAGUUGGCACAGAAUAUAUCAUGUAUGAGAAUAUUCCAGGGGUUCCUCUCUCUCAGUACUACGACAAGACCGAUACGCAAUUGGAGAGCGACCCCUUCAUCCGCGUUCUACCCACCAUUGUGACCAUCGAGUCCAUUCUUAGCGAACGAGGUUUCAACCUCGUCGGCGCGCUGUACUACAAGGAUGAUGUCCCCGACCAUCUUCGUCGCGAUUGGCCUUUGCACAGCAAGAAGGAAUACUGGACUCCCAACUCCACACGCUUCUGCAUAGGGCCUACAAUCAACCGCGAGUUUUGGCGCGCCGGGCGAUCCGCUCUGAAUAUCGACAGGGGACCUUGGCCCGACGAUCGUGCGUAUAUGGAUGCUGUUGGGAAGUGCGCUCGCGCUUGCAUAGAUGCUGGCCUCGAAGACGAUCCCAAUGGCACAUACCAAGGCCUUAUCUCGAAAUACGAGAAGCUGGUCCCUUUUAUUGCGCCGCUGCGUAUGGCCGUUUCCCUCUGGCAUCCAGACCUACACUCAAGCAACAUCAUCAUCGAUGAGAGUGGGGAGCAGCCGUCUAUCUCAGGCAUCAUCGACUGGCAGGGAUCUGUCGUCGCCCCUUAUUACCGGCAGUUUCGAGUACCACCGGCCUACCAGGUCGACGAGGGGACAGAGCUCGUGGUGCACGGUCCUGGCACCCCUCCGAAGCUGGCUGACAGCUACGACAAGCUUUCCCCCGAGGAGCAGGAACGCGCACAACAUAUCCUGCGCCGCGCGUGGCGGGCGUUUACGCACGAGGUGUUUCUCCAACACCACGACGAGCAACUGGCAAGGGAUCUCUACUCCUUGGACGGCGGUGCAAGCACCCUGCGGCUGACCACAAUGCCCUCGUCCGCCAUCACUGCGGGCUCGCACUAUGAGGCGCUGUUGUAUGCGCGUUGGAGCAUGAAGAUGGUUUGGGAUGUGUGGAUACCAAUAGUGGGCAAAUCCGAGGAUGGCGGUCCCACUAUCCCUUUCCCCUUUCCCUUUACGCAGGACGAGGCGCAGAGGAUUGACGAGGAGCUGCAGUCGUAUCAGCAUGCGGAGUCCAUCUGCGACGGCAUCCUGACUCGGUUUGGCAUCAAUCCGGAGAGCGAAGGCCUCGUCGAGGCAGACAAGUACGAGGAGACCAAGAAGGCCGUUGAAGCUGCUUUACAAGCAGCUCUGGACGGCGCGCCUUCGGCUGGGGAAAGAGACCGUCUUGCCGAAGUUUGGCCUUUGCGGGAUGGCAAGGUCUCUCUGACCGCGGAGAGGUGCCGGUAG
This is a messenger RNA of Schizophyllum commune H4-8, 1785 nucleotides long. RefSeq lists its product as uncharacterized. Bases 46 to 1785 code for a protein of 579 amino acids. NCBI's taxonomy places the organism in Eukaryota, Fungi, Basidiomycota, Agaricomycetes, Agaricales, Schizophyllaceae. Gene Ontology annotation, cellular component: mitochondrion. The transcript is spliced from 5 exons. The record is from RefSeq and is a predicted model, not a curated record.